This is a messenger RNA of Cuculus canorus (common cuckoo), 1690 nucleotides long. RefSeq names its product nth like DNA glycosylase 1 (gene NTHL1). The record is from RefSeq and is a predicted model, not a curated record. The transcript has 6 exons. Gene Ontology annotation, molecular function: oxidized pyrimidine nucleobase lesion DNA N-glycosylase activity; DNA-(apurinic or apyrimidinic site) endonuclease activity; DNA binding. Lineage: Eukaryota; Metazoa; Chordata; Aves; Cuculiformes; Cuculidae. Gene Ontology annotation, cellular component: nucleus. Gene Ontology annotation, biological process: base-excision repair, AP site formation; base-excision repair; nucleotide-excision repair. Bases 37 to 918 code for a protein of 293 amino acids.
AAGCACGCCGGGAUUUGUAGUCCCGGUGCUGCCGCCAUGAGUGCGGUGCUGCCCACGGGCGGGGCUCGGGCGGCGCGGCGGCUCAGCGGGGCCCGGGGGGCAGCCGGAGCGAGCCAGGUCUGCAGCACAGCCGGCACCCCGAGGCGCAGCCGGAGGAGGAAAAGCAUUGCCAUUGCCUACGAAGCCAGGCAGGGGAAUGGUGCCGAGCAGGGGAUGUCUGAGCCCCAGAAACCACACUGGGAGCCAAAGCACUGGCGGCAGCAGCUGGAGCACAUCCGGGAAAUGAGGAGGAAAAGAGAUGCUCCCGUUGAUGAGAUGGGAGUGGAGAAGUGUUAUGACAGCAGCGCGCCUCCACAGGUGAUGCGCUACCAGGUUCUGCUGUCACUGAUGCUCUCCAGCCAGACCAAGGACCAGGUGACAUCCGCUGCCAUGCAGCGUCUGAGGCAGCAUGGCCUCACCGUCGACAGGAUUUUGCAGAUGGAUGAUGCGACACUUGGACAGAUUAUUUAUCCUGUAGGAUUCUGGAGGAACAAGGUGAAGUACAUCAAGCAGACGACAGCCAUCCUGAAGCAGAAAUAUGGAGGUGACAUACCACAAACGGUGGAGGAGCUGGUGCAGCUGCCGGGAGUUGGGCCCAAGAUGGCCCACUUGGCCAUGACCAUUGCCUGGGACAGCGUGUCCGGGAUAGCUGUGGACACCCAUGUGCACAGGAUCACCAACAGGCUGAAGUGGGUGAAGAAGGAGACCAGAUAUCCCGAGGAAACCCGUGUAGCACUGGAGGAGUGGCUGCCCAGGGAUCUCUGGAGGGAGAUAAACUGGCUCCUGGUGGGCUUUGGCCAGCAGACCUGCCUGCCUGUAAAUCCUCGCUGCAGUGAGUGCCUCAAUCAAGACAUCUGCCCAGCUGCUAAGAGAUGCUGAGGGAUCACCUGUUCCUUGUAGAGCACCAAAGCUGCGUUGGCUCAGCAGCAGCGUGGAGCUGAGCCCCAGCGAAGCCGUGCUUUGCACGGGGCUGGCUGUGUGACUGCAGGGAAACUGCGGCCAGUUCUGCAGCGCUGGGGAGGGAGCAGCUGCUGGCAAUGGCUGAGCUCGAGAGAGGAAAAAGGGUCUUUCAAAGCGCAGCAGCCCUGCUGUGUCAGUGCUAAAGGCUCCAGCCCCCGUGCGAAUGCCUGAGCAUGUUCCAGCGGAGCAGCAGGCUGUUCCGCAUCAGGAGGAGCUGGAGAGAAAUGCUUUGUCCUAGGAGGCUUGCUGCUGCUUGUAAAUACACAUUUAAUAAAGGUGGCGGGGCUUUUUUUUCCACCCACGAGGUCUGCUGGCAUCUGUGCAGCACAGGGCAGGGGGAGGAGAAUACAGGUGACUUCACCAAAGCCAGAGACCAUAGCAACAAGCUCUGCCAGCCGUGAGCAGCAGCACGCAGCCUGGCUGCCCAGGCAGCGAGGGCAUGCCAGGAGUGAGGGACAACUGCAGCCUUCAGAGGAUCCUGGUCUGGAUCCUUGUCCACCACCUAGACAAGCGGAUUGCGGUAGUAAAGGAGCAAGGGAUAACAGAGCCGGGAGGAAGCUGGUGCCACGCUCAGCUCUGCGUGUGCCAGCAAGGGUUACAGUGGCCACAGGAGUGGUGCUGGUGUGUGCCUGGAUGCUGACAGAAAGGACACCAGAACCGUCUCUGUUUUGUUCUUCAAAGAAAGGGCAGU